Puntigrus tetrazona (Sumatra barb) is the source of this 5082-nucleotide messenger RNA. RefSeq names its product myotubularin related protein 4 (gene mtmr4). Gene Ontology annotation, molecular function: phosphatidylinositol-3,5-bisphosphate 3-phosphatase activity; metal ion binding; protein phosphatase binding. The coding region runs from base 386 to 3757 and encodes 1123 amino acids. The record is from RefSeq and is a predicted model, not a curated record. Gene Ontology annotation, biological process: regulation of autophagy; dephosphorylation. Lineage: Eukaryota; Metazoa; Chordata; Actinopteri; Cypriniformes; Cyprinidae. The transcript is spliced from 19 exons.
AUCUCGGUGAAGGGUGAACGCAGGAAUAACGAGAGGGAGGAGAGAGAGAGAGAGAGAGAGAGCGUGCACGUGAGGAGAUGCAGUGCACGAGGGUGGAGCUUAGCAUCAGGCAAUACCUCGUCUAAUGCUCUCUCUCUCUCUCAUCUCUGAUCUCUGAGCGCUGACGCCGGUGAACCUGUCUGUCUCUCCUCUGCUGUUCCGCUUUCUCCAGCCGCUCUGUCUUUGUUCUGGAAUAUUCGGAGCGACAGGAAGCGCAGGGAUUGUGCAUCGGAUCGGUGUGUGUGUGUGUGUGUGAGGAGGUGAAACACACGCUGGUCUCGGCCGAGGGAAGGAUGGUUUUGCCGGCGGUUCUCAUCCGAGUGCGUGUCUCCCCGGCAACCGCGCCAUGAGCCGGACCAACCGCGCCUCCUGCUCAAUGCUCAACUGCUUCGGUGAGGAGGGGCCGCCCAGCCUGGAGUACAUUCAGGCCCGGGACCUGUUUCCCCAGAAAGAGCUGUUAAAAGAAGACGACGCUCUGCAGGUCCCGUUCCCUGUUCUUCAGGGCGAGUGGGUGGAGUUCCUGGGCCGUGCGGACGAUGCCAUCAUCGCCAUCUCCAACUACAGGCUUCACAUCAAAUUCAAAGACUCCAUCAUCAAUAUGUAUCCCGGUGUGGACAGUGAGAUUUCUGUUCCUCUGAGGCUGAUUGAGGGUGUUGAGAGCAGAGACAUGUUUCAGCUGCACAUCAUAUGCAAAGACUCCAAAGUAGUGAGGUGUCAUUUCUCGACGUUCAAGCAGUGCGAGGAGUGGCUGAAGCGCUUGAACAGAGCCAUAGCGCAUCCGGCCCGCCUGGAGGAGCUGUUCGCUCUGGCGUAUCACGCCUGGUGUUUAGGAGGAAACACGGACGAUGAAGACCAGCACCUGCACCUCUGCAGACCAGGCGAUCACGUGCGGCACAGGAUGGAGGUGGAGGUGAAGCGGAUGGGCUUCGACAUGCAGAACGCCUGGAGAGUGUCCGACAUCAACAACAACUACAAGUUGUGUUCGAGUUACCCGCAGAAGCUGCUGGUGCCCGUCUGGAUCACCGAUAAGGAGCUGGAGAGCGUGGCCUCCUUCAGGUCCUGGAAGAGGAUUCCCGUGGUGGUGUACAGGCACCAGAGGAACGGGGCGGUCAUCGCCCGCUGCAGUCAGCCCGAGAUCAGCUGGUGGGGCUGGAGGAACACCGAGGACGAGUAUCUGGUCACGUCCAUCGCAAAGGCCUGUCAGCUGGACGCCGGGCCGCGGGCCUGCAGGGCCAGAGGAGACGGACCCGACUCGUCCGACAGCGACUUCGACUCGUCUCUGACCGGUUGUCCCGCUCCUGAUCCCAGCGGUGCAGCGCAGAAGUUACUGAUUCUGGACGCUCGUUCUUACACCGCGGCUGUGGCCAAUCGUGCCAAAGGAGGAGGCUGCGAGUGUGAAGAGUACUAUCCCAACUGUGAGGUGAUGUUUAUGGGCAUGGCCAACAUCCACUCCAUCAGAAACAGCUUUCAGUCGCUCAGAGCCGUUUGCAGUCAGAUUCCGGAUCCCGGCAACUGGCUCUCGGCUCUGGAAAGCACCCGCUGGCUGCAGCACCUGUCGGUCAUGCUGAAGGCCGCUGCUCUGGUCAGCUCCGCGGUGGAGCGAGAGGGACGGCCGGUGCUGGUGCACUGCUCGGACGGCUGGGACCGGACCCCGCAGAUCGUGGCCCUCGCGAAGAUCCUGCUGGAUCCCUUCUACAGGACCAUAGAGGGUUUUCAGGUGCUGGUGGAGACCGAGUGGCUGGAUUACGGUCACAAGUUUGCGGACCGCUGCGGUCAUCAGGAGAACGGGGAGGAUGUGAGUGAACAGUGUCCGGUGUUCCUGCAGUGGCUGGACUGCGUUCAUCAGCUCCUCAAGCAGUUCCCCUGCCUCUUCGAGUUCAACGAGGCCUUUCUGGUGAAGCUGGUUCAGCACACGUACUCAUGUCUGUACGGCACCUUCCUGUGCAAUAACGCUAAAGAGCGUGAAGCCCGUAACGUCUAUAAACGCACCUGCUCCGCCUGGUCUCUGCUGCGCAACGGCAACAAGAACUUCCAGAACUUCCUCUACAUCCCCUGCCAUGAUAUGGUUCUGCAGCCGGUCUGUCACACGCGGGCUCUGCAGCUCUGGACGGCCGUGUAUCUGCCCACGUCGUCGCCGUGCACCGCCGCUGAGGAUGCCAUGGAGCUGUACCUGAGCCCUUCGGCCGGAGCAGAGGAGUUCGGCUCUCGCUCCCUCGACAGGCUCCCCAAAACCCGCUCGAUGGACAACCUGGUGUCUGCCUGUGAGAACGGCGUGACGCUCACCCGCACCUCGAGCGACCCCAACCUGAACAAGCACUGCCCCGAGGGCCGCCCGGCGCUGGAGUCCACCCAACCCACGGCCCUCCAGAGCCCCGCCUCGCCCGAGGACCCGCCGGCCGCCGCCAGUGACGAAAGCAGCUCCGAGGACGACCCCGAGCUGUCUCCUUGUUUGACCACGCAGCCCCUUCCGUCUCUGCCCCACCCCUUAGCGCUAGAUCAAGCCCCGCCCCUUCCGGUCCCAAACCAAGCUCCGCCUCAAAUCGCAGUCAGCUCCGCGCCGGAAAUCAGGACUGCAGAAAACACGACUCCACCUCCUCUUUGUAACGGCGUAGAGCAAGCGGCUAGCGGUUCACCGAAGUCCAUGGAGGCGUCAGUGGAGACGCUGACGGAGCAAAGCGCCAUCCCUCCUUCGAGGAAAGCCGCCGACGAGACGCCGACGCGAAACGGCGAGCUGGUUCCCGCCAGAGAACGGCCUCCACCCGCCGACUACGCCAAAGCCGCGCGCCGCUUGAUUUCCCAAAGCCAGCUGACGGAGCUGUCUCUGCUGGGCUCGCAGUGGGACAGCGUCCAGGGCCUGGUGCAGUCGGCCUGCGGCGGCGCUCUCCAGCACGGCAGCUAUCACGGCCGGCGGCUGGCGAACAAGCUCCUCCGCGCUCAAGCCGCUAGCGCUAACGGCGGGCCGUGCUGCCGCCGAGACCCCCUGCGCGGCCCCGGGAGCCCCGUCCAGUCGGGCUGGUUCUCGGCGGUGAGGAACUCCAGCUACGCCGCGCUCUGCUCCUCGGCCGCGUCCUCGCUGGCCAUGGGCCCGUCCUUCCGGCAGCUGCUCCCGUCCCAUUCCUCGCCGUGCUCCGGCGGCUCUCCGGCUCCGGCGUACCUGGACGACGACGGCCUGCCGGUGGCGGUGGACGCGGUGCAGCAGCGGCUCAGGCAGAUCGAGGCCAGCUACAAGCAGGAGGUGGAGGUCCUGAGGAGGCAGGUCCGACAGCUGCAGCUCAAACUGGAGAGCAAGCAGUUCUGCACACCGCCCUCCGAACCCGACGUCGACUACGAGGACGAUAUCACGUGUCUUCGGGAGUCGGACGGCAGCGACGAGGAGGACUCUCUGUCCAAUCACAGCGAGGACCGCUUCAGCGAGGGCAGCUGGGACCGUGUGGAGAGGAAGGACACAGAGGUCACCAGAUGGGUGCCGGAUCACAUGGCCUCUCACUGCUUCAACUGUGACUGUGAGUUCUGGAUUGCCAAGAGACGCCAUCACUGCAGGAACUGCGGCAACGUGUUCUGUAAGGACUGCUGUCACCUGAAGCUGCCCAUCCCGGACCAGCAGCUGUACGACCCGGUUCUGGUCUGCAACACGUGCCACGACCUGCUGCUGGAGUCCCGCACGCGAGAGCUGCGCUCGCAACAGCUGAAGAAAGCCAUCGCCACCGCCUCCAGCUGAGACGGCCAAUCACGGAGCGCCACGCAGCGGCGUCCAAUCAGACGCCCCUCUUUUAGAGCAAGAGCCACUCUCUCCUCCUUCCCCGAGGGCCACCCGGAGUCCGGAUGGGCUCUGAGACCGAUCCACGCCUGGAACGGGACGGAUCGAGUGCGGUUUGACACGGAGGGGCGAUUUUAUCACCGCGAGUGAACCGCGAGCUUCUCCGCUUGAGGACAGAAAGCGAACCCAAAGGAUUUUGGGUCGCCGAGCCCAAAGAGAGGCGUUCGUUCAUCACCACACGGCCCCUAUGCAUCACACACAUCGGACAAUCUCAGCCGUCCGGAGGCUCUCUAUUUAAAACCAAGCAAGCUGCUACAGUAUUUAAAAAACCCCACAAAUUCUACUUUUGUAUCCUUAUUAGUUUGUGCACUACAGAGGGGUUCGAGACCAAAGUUGAAUGUACGGCCGUCCGGUUGGUUUCGGUUCCUCAGAGACUGGAUUGGCGAACGCAGUUACUGAAUUCAAGCUGCCGCUUCGCUUUGACGUGAUGGCAAUUUUGUGCAAUUAUUGUUGGUUUUUUUCGUUUUUCAGCCACUCCUGCUUUCGUCGGACUCUCUCUCGUGACUUCCAAUGCCAAAAUCGAACUCGGGAUUCCAACGUACCGCCGAUACAUCGAACCCAAUCGCUCCGAAAUUCGUGUUUCACCCGGCUGGUGGUGUGUUCGUGGCAGGAAAGGCAAGAAGAAAGCGAGCGAGCUGAACAUUUACGCCGCGUGUCGUUGUGUAUAGCCAUGUUGCACUGCUCCGUCUACUUUAGCCAGGAUGCUAGCGAGCUAGUUUCUUUUCUAUGACUCUGUCUGAACAAACCAACAAGGAUAAUUGGAGACGGGUGAAUCAUUGGAAACGUUCUCAACAGCAUCACACGUUCAAGACAAGUGCUACGAUUUCUUUCCCGCGUCGUCCGCGUCUUCAGUGUAUUGUGAUGUCGGUGAACCUCUCAACAGUGCCAUGUGUUUGAUUUUCUUACGGAUUCGCCGAUUUGUAACUUUAACCUGUUGGACGGUACGAGACGCUCAGAGGGUGAUUUGUUGAGAAGCGAGGAGCUUAAAAACACUGAGAACCGGCUUUGACUUUUUUUUUUUGAUUUUUUUUUUCUCCUUCUCCGUGGUGUUGAUGAAGGACACGUUUUGAGUUAAAUGCGUUGAAAAGGAACCCAGAAAUGUGAUGUAUAGUUAUUUGGUCUGUAAUAGUGGCUAAAAUUUGUCACUUAGUGAAUAAUUGUUGUAAAGAAAUGCACUGUACAAGUUCGAUCCCAUGGGUUAAAUAAAAAGAUACGUCUUUAUCAGC